GACAAAACGGAAGAGAUAAACAUAGAGAAAGGUGCAAAAUAUUGAAAUAGAAAACGGUGCAAAACAUAUAAAUAUAUAUUCUAGUGAGAACAUUUAUAAAAGUCAGUGAAGUGCGAUAAGCAAUUAUUUGUCUUUUUUUUCAUUAUCUACCUGUGAAACCAGGAUAGAGGUUGUAUUGCUUUGCGAGGGAAAUAUCGUGUCGCGUAAUUUACAAGUUUCAAAAAUGAAGAAGUUCAGUAUUGUGGGAUUUGAGUUCACAACGGUAGUGGUUGCUGCAGUGCUCUUGAUGAUCCUAUUGCCGGAAACCGUUCACGCCAGACCAUCCGGCCAUACGAGUAGACAAAAACGUGUUUCUGACCAGAGGUUGGCGGAGCUCGAAACCCUUUUGUCACUGUCGAGAAUGCGAGGAAAGUUGGUUACGGUUCCGAUAGGAUUCGGACGCGUGGACCCAGACAGACUUGGUCGCAGACGACGAUCGAAUAUGGAAAGUGGUUUACAAAAGUUACAACGUAUUCUACAAGCAGCUGCACAAGAGUCUAAUUCGAUUAGCGAGGAAAGCGUGGAGCUACCGUCUUCCUUUUUGGAGGAUUUUGGUCAUCAGCACGAGGGCGAAACGGAGGAUCAGUUUAUAUAACUUGGAUAUCUUAAUGGGAAUGCAAAAGUCAAAGAAGAGGCCCUCGACCCUCGGAGACUGAACAGUAUUAGCGAACCUUCCGCCGUUUGAGUUUGAAUUCUUAAGUGAAUUUCAAAUACGUUAUAAAUAAGUAAAAUAUUACAAUUAUAUGAAGAAUGCACAGUUUACCGAUGGAUGGUAAUGGAUGCGUGAGGUCCACGAUGGAGUCUUUAUUUAUUGUAACUUGCUGUGUUCGAUACUUAAGUAUUUAAAACGAGACAGUAUUCUGAGAGAAUAUUUGUACAUACAUAUAUGUGCAACAUACAUAUAUGUAUUUUGGUUAAGUAACUUAUUUAAUUUAUUACAAUGUAUUAUUUAUUGAAUUAGCAAGUAGUUUGAGUUUGUGGGAUGCUUAUUGUUUCCUAUUUACGUCUGAUUGAAUUUUUUUUACGAAUUCAUAAACCCAAAACACCCAUGUAAAUGUCUCUGAUAAAAGUUCAAUAAUAGCUUUCCCUUAAAGAAUUUAUUUAUAUUAUUUAUUUAAAAAUUAAUAAGUAGGUAUACGCUUAUUAAAGCUAACGUUGACCUCUGUGAAUUGUAUUAAUCGAAUUUGACGUAGUCGUAUUAUUUAUUGCUCUAGGUAGAUUUUUAUUAUUUAUUCAUCCUUGAUUCCAUACAUUGAAUGGUAUCAUCUUUCAUUUGCAUGAUGGCAUGUAAGUUCGAUGUCGUUGUUAUAAUAUAAUUCUUUUGUUUUCUAAUAAUCUGCAUUAGAGGAUUGUGGAAAAAAGUAUCGACGAAUAAGGUUCUUAAGCGAUAAAUUAUUUAUUGACUUUUUUACUGUAUAUUAUUUAAUAAUUUAUUAUUCCUAAAACGCUGAGAUUUAUUCUUCAUAAUAGGAUAACAUAUUUAUUUCCUCAAUAGGAAAAUGUAAAUGAAUGUAAAUGCAAUAAAAAAAUAUUCCUCUGGA
This is a messenger RNA of Cephus cinctus (wheat stem sawfly), 1580 nucleotides long. RefSeq lists its product as uncharacterized. Lineage: Eukaryota; Metazoa; Arthropoda; Insecta; Hymenoptera; Cephidae. The transcript is spliced from 4 exons. The coding region runs from base 224 to 634 and encodes 136 amino acids. The record is from RefSeq and is a predicted model, not a curated record.